Molecule: messenger RNA, 1407 nt
Organism: Peronospora farinosa
Lineage: Eukaryota; Oomycota; Peronosporomycetes; Peronosporales; Peronosporaceae
Source: the annotation of a GenBank genome assembly
AUGCAGAACGUGAGUAUUAGUCGGCGACGCGAGCACGGACCUCGUCACGAAGUGUCGGUAUUGUCACUAUACAAUGAGGCACCACUGGUUGAAGUAUCAUUGGAGCAAUUCGAAGAAUUUGCCAUCGAUCGACUGCACGUGCUAAAAGCGGUGGAGAACUACCGAUUGCGCAGUGUGCAGAUGAAGGAGCGCGAAGGAAGACUGGAGAAGACGCUGAACAAGCACAUGCCGCUACGCUCGGCUGCUUUCCGACGUACUGGCCAGGCAGAAGAUGAUACGACCAAGGAUGUGCUGUCACAUUUCUUUCUGCGCAUGGCCUUUUGCCAGUCAGAGGAGCUUCGGCGCUGGUUCUUGACGCAAGAAAGCACUUUAUUCCGUUAUCGCUUGGACAAGAUGACAAGAGAGGAGAAAAUUCUUUUUAUGAAGCAAAAUGGAUUGUCGUACGAAGAGAUGACGAUGAAGGAGGUGGAAGCACGACUAAGCAAACUAAAGGCUGUUCGAGACGCUAACGACCCGAAGGUCCGUGGUCAACCGUUGCCUGCGUACUUCAAGGUGCCCUUCACAGAGGCACUUGACCUGGUUGGUAGUCGACGAGUAUACAUUGAGGCUGGGACGGCAUACGUGCCGUUUGAACACGUCGUGUCCAUCCUGUUUGCUGCUUUUCGUGCCAAUCUAUCAAAGGAACUGUCAGGAGCUUUUCGCAAAUACAAUCGCUCACUGAUAAGCAAAGACGACCGCCUCGCGCCAGUGUUAUCAAACUUGGCAAAGCACCACAUCGAUGCAGACUACUCAUCGACUCCUGUCCUUGGUUCGGCAAAUGCUAUUAGACCAGAUAUGAUCGAUGGUCUUGCAUCGACAUCGAUGCCUCUCUGCAUGCGUUCACUUUACAAGGGACUCAAGCUCAACCACCAUCUCAAGUUCGCAGGGCGACAACAGUAUGGGCUUUUCCUCAAGGGUAUUGGUCUUCAGCUUGACGAUGCUAUUGCAUACUGGAAGCAAGAGUUUUGCAAGAAAAUGUCGGUGGAUGACUUUAACAAGAAGUACGCGUACAAUAUCCGUCACAAUUACGGAAAAGAAGGAAAACGCAAGGACUAUGCGCCUUCGAAUUGUAUGCGUAUCAUCACGGGCGAUCCACCAAAGAAUGGUGAGUAUCAUGGUUGUCCCUUUCGUCAUUUGGAGCAAGAACAUCUUCGAAAAGCGCUGCAAGGAAUACCAGAAGGAGACAAGAAAGAGAUCCUGUCACUUGCCGAGAACCACCAUUAUCAAAUUGCAUGCAAGAAAUAUUUCGAAGCUACUCAUCCGUCUAGCGAUCCUGAUAUCCUCAUCAAUCAUCCCAAUGGAUAUUUCGAGGAGAGCCAUAAAUAUUAUAUUGCGAAAGAGAAGGGCGUCGUAGUCACCGCCAAGUAG